Molecule: messenger RNA, 760 nt
Organism: Zootoca vivipara (common lizard)
Lineage: Eukaryota; Metazoa; Chordata; Lepidosauria; Squamata; Lacertidae
Gene: MRPS33
Product: mitochondrial ribosomal protein S33
Cellular component (GO): mitochondrion
Source: RefSeq, a predicted model, not a curated record
GCGGGAGGGAGCGCUUUGCAAAGGGUCGCUUCGUGUGGACGGGAGCUGCUUUCAUUUUCCCGGGAGGGUUGUGAGCAAAGCCGUUUGCAAACUCCCGGGAGAGAGUCCUGGGCACGGAAAGCGCGCUUGACGCCCCUGCUGGAUCUACCUAUAUCCCCCCUGCCUCCGCCUUGCGGGUGCGUUUAACUUUGGAACUGGUGAGGAGGUGCCCCCAAUUCCAUGUGCCGCCCAGUUUGUGCUUGGAGAUGUCAUCCAAUCUUUCCUACUACGCUUUACGAAUGGCCCACUUGAGCGCUCGGAUAUUUGGAGAAGUGGCUCGCCCAACUGAUUCAUCGUCCAUGAAAGUCGUGAAGCUGUUAAGCGAGCAGCCCUAUGCGAAACGGAAGGAAGUUUAUGACUGGUAUCCUCCGCACCAUACCUACCACAACCUCAUGACGAAACUUCGCUUCUAUGGCCUCUACAGAGAUGAACAUGAAGACUUCAAAGAUGAGAUGAAACGGCUGAAAAAGCUGCGCGGGAAAGGACGCCCUGUGAAAGGAGAAGGAAAGAGAGCGCUGAAAAAGAAAUAACACCGUUGUUGCAGUAAACCUUGUAUUUAAUAAACACAUCUUGGACAGAUGUUGACUGUUUACUAAGUAGGCCGGGGAAUUUAUCUCAAGAUGAGGCAUCCUUUGCAAACGUCUUGCCCCUAUAACAUAAGGAAGGGAAAGGCUGUAGCAGAUUUAUCUGCAUGACCCCGUCAAUUUUGGUGGUGGUGAUA